AUGGCGACGAAUAUAGAGACGGAAAUAGAACGAGAGAAUGACGCUUCUCUUGCUAUGGAUCGCGAGAUACAAACCUUAUGGCAGGAACUUGCAAAGUAUCAGAUGGCCUGCACAGACGAUUACACAGGAGAAAUACUGGACGAAGAAAGUAGACAACAGUAUGAAGAGAACGAAGCCAGAUGCGCCUCACUCUCUGUUUCGAACGAUUAUAUCAAAGGUUUAUUGGAGAGCAGCUCCUCGAUAUACGACACCGCUAACUGUGGCGUUCGAACUUUGUCGAAUACAAUCACUCAGGCUGCAGAAGAAGUACAGGACUAUUACAGAAGAGUUAUAGAAGCUAAGCGAAGAAAAGAGCAAGCUUUGAACACUGCGACCGAGUGUGUAACUCAACACAAAGAGAAACUAGAGGUCCUCCGCAAGAGAUGCCUUCCUAGCAAGGACUACUCAUCAGGGAUUGAGAAACUGUCUACAUUGCUUUCUUCUUUGAAGAUUAGUGAAAACACAAGUUUCACUGCCAUGAAAGACCGUCUCAGAAGUAUUGGUCAAUUGAUCCAGGAAAAAAAUUCUCACGCAGAUCUUCUACGACGCUCUCUCAGAGAGCUUGAGUCAAAAUGUGAAGAAGCAGACCAACUUGUGAAUGAUAGAAGGAACAUCUUGAAAUGCCAGCAGGAUAAAAUCGCUGAGCAGAAGGCACUACUGAAAUCUUUGGAAGCUCAAAAUAUUGAAGGUCGUAAAAAUGUGUCCCAAAAACGACAAGCUCUAGAAUUGCUGCUACGUAAGUCAUCAAAAACUGAAGUGUCUCUACGCGCUAACGAGGCUGAAGAUUACGGUCGAAAGUUAGAUGAGAUUCGUUCCCAUACGGCUGCAUUGAAGACAAGGUCAUCCUCUGAGUCUCAAGCUUGGAAGGAAGAGUUUUGUUCGAAAGAGGACCAUCUCCUGUCAAAAAUCGCCCAACUAGAGCUUGCACAAUCAGCGGAAGAAAAGGAGUUACAUACUUUAAAAUGCCAACUGGAGCAAUUGAAAGAAAACUUUAAAGAUCAUGUCGAAAUGAUAGAUAGAGAUAAGCUGGCGUGGGACCGUACUAUUGAAGAGCAGUGCGAGGCACAAACUCAACUGGAUUCUGAAAUUGCAAAAUUCGAAGAGGAGAUCACUGCAGCGAAAGCAAAUUUGGUGAAUUCGGAAGAAGACGGGAAUGUUGCUGAAGCGAUUUUGGCUGUGGAGCAUGAUUUACUGGCGUACAUGGAGUCGUACAAUGAGGAAAGACGAGGGAUACAGGAACAGAGAGCGAAGAUCAUGUCAAAAGUAAAUACCGCUCAAAACAUGGUUACUGCUUUAAAAACUAGCAUUCGUAGGAAUGAAGAUGAGCAUCAGAAGUUACUUUCUGAAAUCAGAAACGUACAAGCCCAAAUUGAAGCAUUUACAAACCUACGAACACCUGCAAAACAAGUGUUGACGUCUGAAGGAGGUUCACGUAAAACAAGCGGUCGACGAACUUCUCGUCGUAUCGAAGAAGUGGACAGUGACAACGAAUCCCCUCUAUCCGGUGUGCCUUUCGUUGAAGGCUUGCAGUCAUUCUCUCCAGCAACUCUCUCUUUCAAGGAGAUGACGAAAGAAAAAUCAAUGGCACAGAAGAAACGAAAUGGAAAUCGGCGGAUUAACAUUGGGGAGGUCAAGUAUACUGCCCGAAAGAAAUUGUUUUACUCACGCAUUAACUUACAAAGACUAGCUGCCAAGGCUAAUCGAGCCGUAAGAAAUUCCGCUCCUUCUACAACACCUACCGUAACAAAUAGGAUAAUUCCACCGAGUGACGUAGAAGAAUGUGUUGAGAACCGGAUUCAGGAUGAAGAUAACGAAAGUGUAUUUGAAUCAUUACUUGAUUUGUCCGGUAGCGAAAAAUCACUGCCCUGCGAUUCUUUGGUCGCCAAAAGGUUUCCCAGUGAUAUAUUUCUAAAUAGAAGCCCUUCUCUUGGCCAAAACGAGUCCUGUUGUUCCCUCGAUGUUUCUGCUAUUUGUUCCGGCAUGGACACAGACAAAGAAGAUGCCGAUCAGAGUGUGUGGUCGGUUGUCCCGGUAAAAAAUCAGACUAAUAAUUCACAUCUGGAUACAACAGCAGAGACCGAUCUUGAUCAAAGCGUUUGGUGA
This is a messenger RNA of Necator americanus (New World hookworm), 2142 nucleotides long. RefSeq lists its product as uncharacterized. Lineage: Eukaryota; Metazoa; Nematoda; Chromadorea; Rhabditida; Ancylostomatidae. The transcript has 18 exons. The coding region runs from base 1 to 2142 and encodes 713 amino acids. The record is from RefSeq and is a predicted model, not a curated record.